Messenger RNA from Heterostelium album PN500, 663 nucleotides. RefSeq lists its product as uncharacterized. NCBI's taxonomy places the organism in Eukaryota, Evosea, Eumycetozoa, Acytosteliales, Acytosteliaceae. The transcript has 3 exons. Bases 1 to 663 code for a protein of 220 amino acids. The record is from RefSeq and is a predicted model, not a curated record.
AUGAGACACAUGGAAUCAUUUGACUACAAACUCAUAAUCAGUAAAGAUGGUAAAUGGCAAAUAGACAAGGAUGGAGAAACAAUGCUAUACAAUCACGAUGGCAGCCCUACAAUCACAAACACCAUUUCAGCUCACCUAAAAAAUAAAGUGUCAUGCCGCAAGAGAGUCCAUAGAGCACAUUGUAUCCUCAUGCCACGCGAUGAAACUACUAUGUAUAAUACCAAGACACAACAUGGUAGUGAAGGUGAUACUCAAAGAUAUGCUGAAUAUCUUACAAGCCAGGAGCAGUCUACCAGUCUGACACCAUUGAGAUCCCAAUACGACGACAACAACGACGACGACAAUGAAGCAAACGAUUAUGAUGCAGUCGUUAAAGUUGAAACUAGUGACGUGAGCGAGAACAGCGACAAGGAGCAAAUCAAUGUCCAAGAUGAUGAGGAGAAAUCGCCUAUUAUUAGAAAGAAAGUAAUUACACCGACCAAGGCAUAUAAGAAGAGUCUUCGUAGAUUCUCAGGAGAUCACGAGGUUCCAAAGCUGCAGUUCGAGCAAACAACUACAAAGAAAUCAAGCAAAAAAUCAACUAAACAAGAAAAGUCAACAACAACAAUCUAUCUCUAUAUCAAUCACAGAAACAAAGUACUAACUUUGCUUAAUAUACAAUAA